Messenger RNA from Drosophila mojavensis, 1865 nucleotides. It is a transcript of the gene lark, whose product is annotated as RNA-binding protein lark. Bases 301 to 1350 code for a protein of 349 amino acids. The record is from RefSeq and is a predicted model, not a curated record. NCBI's taxonomy places the organism in Eukaryota, Metazoa, Arthropoda, Insecta, Diptera, Drosophilidae. Gene Ontology annotation, molecular function: mRNA binding; zinc ion binding. Gene Ontology annotation, cellular component: cytosol. The transcript is spliced from 4 exons.
CACUGGCACCACAUACACAUAAAAGUCAUUUUGCCUAAAUGUUGUGGGAAAGUGAGUUUUGUGUGAGCUGCUGAACUGAAUUGAGAGAAAAAAAUCUGGGAAAUAUUUUAUUUGAUAUUAAGAAGUGCACAGGUCGCGGUCGCCGCCGUUGUCGUCGUUCUCAAGCUGUGCUCCAUUUACGUCAAUAACGUGUAAACAAACCAGAACCCAAAACUCGCGUACGCUAACGCCUCAAGCUUCCCAAGAUAUUGAAUUAACGCAAGAACCGUGGACGACGCCGCAGCCGAAACCGUCGCCGUGAUGCCCGGAGCCGGCACGUUCAAGUUGUUCAUCGGUAAUCUCGAUGAGAAGACGCAGGCAACCGAAUUGCGUGCGCUAUUCGAGAAAUACGGUACUGUCGUCGAAUGCGAUGUGGUGAAGAAUUAUGGCUUUGUGCACAUGGAAACCGAGCAACAGGGUCGCGAUGCCAUACAGAACUUGAACGGUUACGUUUUGAAUGAUAACGCCAUCAAGGUGGAGGCCGCUAAAAGUCGACGCGCCCCCAAUACGCCAACAACGAAAAUCUUCGUUGGAAAUCUUACCGACAAAACGCGUGCGCCGGAGGUGCGUGAACUAUUUCAGAAAUACGGCACCGUCGUCGAAUGCGACAUUGUGCGCAAUUAUGGGUUUGUCCAUUUGGAUUGUGUCGGUGAUGUGCAGGAUGCUAUCAAGGAGUUGAACGGUCGCGUUGUUGAUGGCCAGCCGCUGAAGGUGCAGGUGUCCACUAGUCGUGUACGCCCCAAACCGGGCAUGGGCGAUCCGGAGCAGUGUUAUCGUUGCGGCCGUUCCGGUCAUUGGUCGAAAGAGUGUCCGCGUUGGACAGGCACUGGUGGACGCGAGCCGCCACCACCGCUGAGCGCCGGCUACAGAGAUCGCAUGUACAGUCGUGAUCCGUAUCCGCCGCCACCGCCACCGCCGCCAUUCCUGCGUGAUCGCAUAAUGGACGGUUUUAGGGACUACGAUUACUAUGAUCGCCGUUUUGAGGAUACACGCGAUCUAUACGAACGUCGCUAUGCGUCAUCACGCAUGCGCGAUUUUCCACCGCCACCAAUUUCGCGUCGUGAACCCAUGCCACUGCCCCCACCGCUAAGCGGCAGUUUGCGCUCCUGUAGUGUCUCUCGUGGAUACGAUACCAUGUUCAGUAGGCGGUCUCCUCCGCCGCCACGCAGCAGUAACGGAAUGAGUCGCUAUGGCUCACCGACACCGCAUGGAUAUGAGGACUUUAGCCGUGAUUCUUUUGACGAGCGCAUGAUAUCGUCGCGUGGCAUGCGCGGUCCUUCGCCGCCAGGUCGCCGGUAUGCGCCCUACUGAGAUGAGUUUUACUAUAACGGCAGCAGCUGAGUGACAGCAGCAACAGAUUUGAGCGGUGCACUUGCAACAAGUGCACCAGCACUUGUACCCGUUUACAACUAUAAUGCUAUUAGCGGCUCAUCAUGUUGGCUCCUAUGCUGGUCGCCGACAAUUCAACAUUAUCACCAACUGCAGCAGUUGCCGUUCUUACAUAUGUGGAUACUACCACCUUGGUAGUCCCUUACACGUAGCAGCAAUAACAAAACAAAAGAAAUAUUCAUAGUCCCUUUAGGUAUCCCUAUCAUACUAAUCAUAAUUAUGUAGCAUUGUCUGACUGAUAAUGACGACGUCAAUGUUCUGCUGCUGGCAACCAAGAUUGCAGGCAUCACAGAAGUUGCAUCAUUAUUUCAUCAAAAGAGUUCAUUCUUAAGCGUAAAUAACUACGAACUAUUGGAUUUGUGUGAUUAGCAUAUAUAUAAACAAAUAAAAAGUUAAGCACCAAUGCAUGUUUGUGCGAUUGUGGAAAAAAUGAAAAA